Molecule: messenger RNA, 3084 nt
Organism: Pezoporus occidentalis (night parrot)
Lineage: Eukaryota; Metazoa; Chordata; Aves; Psittaciformes; Psittacidae
Gene: RASGEF1A
Product: RasGEF domain family member 1A
Exons: 14
Coding region: 388-1863 (491 amino acids)
Biological process (GO): positive regulation of GTPase activity; Ras protein signal transduction
Cellular component (GO): plasma membrane
Molecular function (GO): guanyl-nucleotide exchange factor activity
Source: RefSeq, a predicted model, not a curated record
AAGAGAGCACGCAGCCACAUGGUAUAUUCCUGCCUCUGCCUCUCUCCUCUCUCUUUUGGUCGUUCUCUUCGGCUUUCUCUCCCACCUCCUCUCCCCGCGCUGCCUUCCCCUCUCCCCCUGCCGCAGGCUGCAGAAUGGGACACGCUUGCUCCCCAGCCAGCCAGCAGCUGUCACACAGCGGAGGCAGCCAGCAGCCGGUGCAAAGAGUGAGCCUACUCUGUCAUUUAGGAUGACUCACUGGAAUCUGGCAUUAAUUUCUCUUUUUCUGUUAGUGGACGGAGAACAACCAAAAAGCUACACUGGUCUAGACCAAGGGGAAGGAGGCAAGACAUAUAACAAAAACCAUAGAGUGAAAUAGCUGGAAUUCCACCCCCUGGGAAAGGCUGGAUGGCAGAACCACUGUGCAAUGCUGCUGUAAAGAAAUGCAAAGAAACUAUGCCCCAGACACCAAUAUUUUCCAGCAUGCUUGGUUCCAGUUGUAGUGGGCAAGUGCAGCCAGAUAUGGGGGAGAGGUGUGUGGACCCUGUUUAUCAGGAUGGGAACCUUGUUUCUGGAUCACUGGAGGCCUUGAUAGAGCACCUGGUGCCCACCAUGGACUAUUAUCCAGAUAGGACAUACAUCUUCACUUUCCUUCUGAGCUCACGAGUCUUCAUUCACCCACAUGAGCUCCUGGCUAAAGUGGGACAGCUCUGCAUUAAACAGAAGCAGCAGCUAGAAAUGGGGAUUGAGGCAGAAAAGGCAAAGCUAAAAUCCUUCGCUGCCAAAAUCAUUCAGCUCCUGAAGGAAUGGACUGAAACUUUCCCCUAUGAUUUCCAAGAUGAAAAAUCCAUGAAAGAAUUGAAGGAGAUUGCUCACAGAAUCACACAAUGUGAUGAGGAAAAUGGAACAGUGAAAAAGAUCAUUAGCCAGAUGACACAGAACCUCCUGAUGGCCCUCUCUGCACGGAGCCAGUACCAGGAAAUCAAAGAGAAAUUCCGGCAACCUGCUACUGACAAAGGCACCAUCCUCAAAACCAAGCCACAGUCAACUCAAAAGGACAUCCUGAGUGUGUGCUGUGACCCUCUGAUCUUGGCACAGCAGCUGACCUAUGUCGAACUGGAAAGGGUGAGCAACAUUUACCCAGAGGAUCUGAUGCAGAUUGUCAGCCACAUGGACUCCCUGGAUAAUCACAAGUGCCGAGGUGAUGUGACCAAAACCUAUAAUUUGGAGGCCUAUGACAAUUGGUUCAAUUGUCUCAGCAUGCUGGUAGCUACAGAGAUUUGUCGGGUUGUAAAGAAAAAGCAGCGUACAAGAAUGGUGGAAUUUUUCAUUGAUGUGGCAAGAGAAUGCUUCAAUAUUGGAAACUUCAACUCAAUGAUGGCUAUUAUCUCUGGCAUGAACUUGAGUCCUGUGGCACGGCUAAAGAAAACUUGGUCCAAGGUCAAAACAGCCAAAUUUGAUGUUUUAGAGCAUCACAUGGAUCCAUCCAGCAACUUCUGUAACUACCGCACAGCCCUGCAAGGAGCGGCACAGCGAUCUCAGACUGCCAACAGCAAUAGAGAGAAAAUAGUCAUCCCGGUUUUCAACCUGUUUAUUAAAGAUAUCUACUUUCUGCACAAAAUACAUACAAACCGCUUGCCCAAUGGGCAGAUAAACUUCAAGAAGUUCUGGGAAAUUUCAAGACAGAUCCAUGAUUUCCUGACAUGGAAACAGGUUGAGUGCCCUUUUGAAAAAGACAAGAAGAUUCAGAGCUAUCUACUCACAGCACCCAUUUAUAGUGAAGAAGCUCUGUUCAUUGCAUCCUUUGAAAGUGAAGGCCCAGAAAAUCACAUGGAGAAAGACAGCUGGAAAACACUCAGGACAACUCUGCUUAACAGAGCCUGAGAUUCUUGGAUCUGAUCUGCAGACUUUGAAGCACAUUGAAUGAACAUGUUUUUACAAUCUGAAGGACUUGGACUGAGCUGAGAAAGACCUCACUGGCUGAGGUCUGUUUUGUAUAUACAGUAACUUUUAUGAAAAAAAUGUGGUAAAUAUUUCACAUGUCAACCUUAAGGCACUUGAGUGAAGGGUUUUGGUUUUUUUAUUUUGAAUACAAGGGCAGGGCCCUGUUCUCAGAGAUGAAGUGUAUGAUAGGAGAUGGUAUCCCUGGGGAGAUCUUAUUCUAUUAGCAUCCAAAUUUUUAUUUUUUAUUACUUCAACCAAAAUAAAUAAAAAUUGAAAACACACUUCUCAACUAAAGCCGAUGUUCCAGUUAAGUACUCCACUGGAGCAGUAUCCUACAGAGCACUCAACAUGUCUCUAGCUUUGAAGUAAAGGGUCUCCUUCAAAUCAGGUGUUAGUUCACACGUGUUAGUGUUUGUAGAGUCAAGGCCUUAGACAUCUGCAGUAAGCAUGUUCCGCUCCUACAUCAGAAAAUAGUGCCUUACAAGGUACUGAUAUCGUUUAGUGUACCUUCUAUUACGCUGGACUGGAAGUAAAGAAAAUAAAAAUAUGGAUGUCUUGAAACCAGCUAAAAAGUACUCUUUAAAUAAAGUGGAGAAUAUGGCACAUGAAGUAGAGUAUACCUGCCUGUAACAUUGAUGGUGCAGCAAACAUUAUUUUUGUUACACGAUUUAAAAAGAUAAGAUGGGGUAACUGUUGGGGAAUGUGUGUUUGUGUGUGUGUGUAAGUGUGCGUGCACAUGUGAAGAUGCACGCAUGUCUAAUACUUCUGGGAACUAUCAUUUAAAUUCUGGCUGUCAGAGUAGUUUGUGUUUUCCUUUUUAAAAGAAAUCAGGGAUUUUUUGUUUACUAUUUUGUUUGAGAGAAGGAUGUCUAACCUAGCUUAUCUCUGCAAAACAGGCUCAGUAUGUUUUUUUUGAAAACAGUUUUUGGAAAAUAGAAGUCAUACAUGAGCUAGGGAGAGGGAAAUACUCAGAUACCCCAUUUGAAAUUAAGGCUAAAAUUUCCAAAGAAACUGAAGAAGAGCUAAUCACCACUGAACUGGUCAUUUAAUUCCCCAGGUUCCUUUGAAAAUGCUAGUCUGCUCUUACAGACAAUUAAAGCAAAGAACAAGUAAUAAGUUUUUCCUAGUAUUUUAUAAGCCAUGAUUAACUGAGCCAGAACA